Rhizoctonia solani is the source of this 456-nucleotide messenger RNA. Its product is annotated as Transposase. Bases 1 to 456 code for a protein of 151 amino acids. The transcript has a single exon. Gene Ontology annotation, molecular function: nucleic acid binding. NCBI's taxonomy places the organism in Eukaryota, Fungi, Basidiomycota, Agaricomycetes, Cantharellales, Ceratobasidiaceae. The record is from RefSeq and is a predicted model, not a curated record.
AUGUUUUGGGGAUGUAUGGGAUGGCCAGGAACUGGGUAUGGCUGCAAGGUAGAAGGAUCAUUCAAUAAGGAGGUUUACAAGGAGAUUUUGGGGGACAAAUUCACAAGGAGCCUGAAGCACCUGGGGAUGAAAGCAAGGGAGGUUAUAUAUAUGCAUGAUAAUGCACGCCCCCACAAGGCAAAAGCGCCCACCAAAUGGCUCAAAAACCAUGAAGUCAAGUGCCUUGAGUGGCCUGCAAACUCUCCCAAUCUUAAUCCCAUCGAAAACUCAUGGGCUGAGCUUAAACAACGCCUAGGCAAGUACAAGGAGGUACCUAAUGGGAUGCUUGAGUUGUGGGAGCGGGUUCAGGUGGUUUGGGAUGAAUUUGCGCCAGAAUACUGUCAGAAACUAAUUGAAACUAUGCCAAGACGCAUGGCUAUGGUUUUGGAGAGAAAGGGGAAGUCCAUUCCUUAUUAA